This is a messenger RNA of Eimeria mitis, 4956 nucleotides long. RefSeq lists its product as uncharacterized. The record is from RefSeq and is a predicted model, not a curated record. The coding region runs from base 1 to 4956 and encodes 1651 amino acids. NCBI's taxonomy places the organism in Eukaryota, Apicomplexa, Conoidasida, Eucoccidiorida, Eimeriidae. The transcript is spliced from 2 exons.
AUGAAAAGCAAGAAGCAGUCAUUCAAGCUGCCUGGCUUGCGCAGGUGUUUCUGGUGUUUGUGGCUGUUUGUGGCACUCUGGAUUGUGGAGCAGCAGAAUGUGUACUCAUCACGGGCAUCAGGUAGAAAUGCCGCCGAGGAGGAUGCAGAAUUGGAAACCACCAGAGGAGUACCGGACGAUACGAUGGCUAGGUUGCAUGCAGAACUGGCUGCCCAGCAGGAAGUAACGAAUCCCCAGCUGGCGAGUUUACACCUUACAGAGAACCGAUGCCACGUAAUUGCUUUCACUGUGCUUUUCUUAAUAUUAAUAAGGGCAGUUGUACUUCUCAGGGAGCGAGAGCGCAAAAAGAAGGCGGAAGAAGAAGUUAAACCUCCCCAAGAGGAACCCCACCCGGAAGGAGAGGAAGGAAAAGAAGCAGAAGAAGCAGGAGAAGAAGGAAAGCCUGUGCAGGAAGAAGAACCUUCGCCAGAACAGGUAGUUUCGCAGCCAGAGGAACCUCCGAAAGAAAUACCCCUGCCCCGAAAAGAAGCAGAAGAAGCAGGAGAAGAAGGAAAGCCUGUGCAGGAAGAAGAACCUUCGCCGGAACAGGUAGUUUCGCAGCCAGAGGAACCUCCGAAAGAAAUACCCCUGCCCCGAAAAGAAGCAGAAGAAGCAGGAGAACAAGGAAAGCCUGUGCAGGAAGAAGAACCUUCACCGGAACUGGUAGUUUCGCAGCCAGAGGAACCUGCGGAAGAAAUACCCCUGCCCCAAAUGCCUAUGGCACAAGUGCCCGUGCCGAUGCCGCGGCGUAGACCAAAAGCGGAAGUUCCACAUGAGAAACAAACGAAACAACCAGAGGAGCCUGGUGGAAAUGCAGUACCAGAUGAAGGAUUCGUGCAGAGGCCGAUAUCUCGUGCGAAAAAGAGUCGAAAGGAGUUUGUCGGGAAGGCGGGGCCUCCUCCGGCGGCCCCCUCGCAGGUGCAACCAGGUACUGAAGAGGAAGUGGCACAUGGGCAGGGGCCUCCUACCGGGGCUCCUGACCAGCUGCAACCAGGUAUUGAACAGGAGGCAGAAGAAGUGGAAACCGUUCAACAACCGACUCAGCCACUACCUGUUGAGCCUACGCCAAUGCAGCCUACCUUGCCACAGCUUCCAGAACAACCAGCGCCAGCUCCAGUGCCUGGUGUGCCGGAGUUGGGGUAUGUUGAGCCUUCUGUCCCUCCAGCAGUCGCCCCUGUGGCGCCCCACGAAGUUCCAGAACCCAUACCUGUCACGGAUAUCCAGGGUAAUGAGAAAUUGCGAGAUUUGAGGGCUCGUCGGAACGUCAUCAGCAGUCUGGUGGGUGUUGCAACGAGGCUGACAGAUGAAUUGAUGGCAAGGGAGACACCGGGGAUUGUUAGAACAUUGAAGCAGAAUGCGGAAACAGCUGAAAAGGCGGAAGGGCAGUACGAUUUGGCAAAAUACCGAGGAGAUCCAAACCUUCCAUACAUUCGGAGUGAGACCACCAGCCUAAUGGAAGCAUGCCUUGAAGGAGCCCGCGAUGCUGUAUUGCAGUUGGUGAACCUGGCAAAAAUCCACGGUGAGAAAGUGCAUGCGUACUGUUCUGAGAAGGCCUUUUCUUCAGACUACGAGAGCAUGCGGAGAGGUCUGGCGGAGAUGGCCGAUUGGAAAGAGUUCAAAUUGUGUCUCUUGACGCUAUCUUCGGUGGUAAAUACCUCGGUAGCUCUGAAACAUGAGAAUGAUGCCCAGCUUAGAAUCUUGCAGUCAAUAGGGUUUGUUGACGAAUGCGGAGGAGAUGAUCUCGUCAAAGCAUACGCAGCCGUUGCUGCCAUGAAUUUCAGGAUGGAAACCUUGCAACGCUUGUCUGCUCUGGGCAGCGCAUUGGAGAGAUAUAUACUACAAGCCCAAAAGUCUCUGCUGACGGGAAAGGUGCAGCUUGGACUCGUACCGCUUGAGAUGGAUGCAAAUUUGGCACAGGCGCUCCAUGUGUUAUUGUCAAAAAUUCGCCCAGCACCUGCGGGUCAGACAGCAUCUGGAAUAACAGAAGAAGAAUUACAUGCCGUAAACAAUUUGCUUCGACAGCAAUAUCAAGAUCUGCAAGGUAUGGCUAGUGCGAAGGACGUCCAUGCUGUUGCAGCUGUGUACGAGCGCGCACAGCUAGUUAAUCAAAGGCUCAAACCCAUAUUGCAGAUGCAAAAGGAGAAGCUCAAUUCAACUCUGAAGCGCCAACCGCUCAGCAAGGAAGAGGCCAACGCUGCCGCUGAGGCUAUGGCGAAAAUUGCUGAGAGUGUCGUCGACGACAGCGAAGAUUUCUGGCGCUCUGCGCAUGAUCUUUAUGCACAGAUUAGUGGCAAGCCUGAUGAUAUGCUUAGUUUUGCUAGCGGGAAAGUGCUACUGCAAACGCUGACAACUAAGAUAAUAAGGGCAGUUGUACUUCUCAGGGAGCGAGAGCGCAAAAAGAAGGCGGAAGAAGAAGUUAAACCUCUCCAAGAGGAACCCCAACCGGAAUGGGAGGAAGGAAAUGAAGCAGAAGAAGCAGGAGAAGAAGGAAAGCCUGUGCAGGAAGAAGAACCUUCGCCAGAACAGGUAGUUUCGCAGCCAGAGGAACCUCCGAACGAAAUACCCCUGCCCCGUAAAAAAGCAGAAAAAGCAGGAGAAGAAGGAAAGCCUGUGCAGGAAGAAGAACCUUCACCGGAACUGGUAGUUUCGCAGCCAGAGGAACCUGCGAAAGAAAUACCCCUGUCCCAAAUGCCUAUGGCACAAAUGCCCGUACCGAUGCCGCGGCGUAAACCAAAAGCGGAAGUUCCACAUGAGAAACAAACAAAACAACCAGAGGAGCCUGGUGUGGAUGCAGUACCAGAUGAAGGAUUCGUGCAGAGGCCGAUAUCUCGUGCGAGAAAGACACGAAAGGAGUUUGUCCGGAAGGCGGGGCCUCCUCCCGCGGCCCCGUCGCAUGUGCAACCAGGUAUUGAAGAGGAAGUGGCACAUGGGCAGGGGCCUCCUACCGGGGCUUCUGACCAGCUGCAACCAGGUAUUGAACAGGAGGCAGAAGAAGUGGAAGCCGUUCAACAACCGACUCAGCCACUACCUUUUGAGCCUACGCCAAUGCAGCCUACCUUGCCACAGCUUCCAGAACAACCAGCGCCAGCUCCAGCGCCUAGUGUGCCGGAAUUGGGGUAUGUUGAGCCGUAUGUCCCUCCAGCAAUCGCCCCUGUGGCGACCCACGAAGUUCCAGAACCCGUACCUGUCAUGGAUAUCCAGGAUGAUGAGAAAUUGCGAGAUUUGAGGGCUCGUCGGAACGUCAUCAGCAGUCUGGUGGGUGUUGCAACGAGGCUGACGGAUGAAUUGAUGGCAAGGGAGACACCGGGGAUUGUCAGCACAUUGAAGCAGAAUGCGGAAACAGCUGAAAAGGCGGAAUGGGACUACGAUUUAGCGAAAUGCCGAGGAGAUCCAAACCUUCCAUACAUUCGGUGUGAGACCGUCCGCCUAAUGGAAGCAUGCAUUGAACGAGCCCGCGAUGCUCUCUUGCAGUUGGUGAAUCUGGCAAAAAUACACGGUGAGCAAGUGCAUGCGUACUGUUCUGAGACCUUUUCUUCAAGCUACGAGAGUAUACGGAGUGCUCUGGGGGAGAUGGCCGAUUGGAAAGAGUUCAAAUUGUGUCUCUCGACGCUGUCUUCGGUGGUAAAUACGUCGGUAGCUCUGAAACAUGAGAAUGAAGCCCAGCUUAGAAUCUUGCAGUCAAUAGAGUUUGCUGACGAAUGCAGUGGAUAUGAUUUCGUCAAAGCAUACGCAGCCGUUGCUGCCAUGAAUUUCAGGAAGGAAACCUUGCAACGCUUGUCUGCUGUGGGCAGCGCAUUGGAGAAAUAUAUACUACAAGCCCAAAAGUCUUGGCUGACAGGAGUGCUGCAGCUUGAACGCGUACCGCUUGAGAUGGACGUAAAAUUGGCCCAGGAAGUCCAUGCGUUAUUGUCAAAAUUUCGCCCGGCAUGUGCAGGCCAGACAGCAUCUGGAAUAACAGACGGAGAAUUACAUGCCGUAAACAAUUUGCUUCAACAGCAAUAUCAGGAUAUGCAAGGUAUAGCUAGUGCGAAGGACGUCCAUGCUGUUGCAGCUGCGUACAAACGCGCACAGCUAUUCAAUCAAAGGCUCAAGCCCACAGUGCAGCUGCAAAAGGAGAAGUUGGAUUCAGUUCUGAAGCGUCAGAAGCUCAGCAAAGAAGAGGCCAACGCUGCCGCUGAGGCCAUGGCGAAAAUUGCUGAGACUGUCGUCGACGACAGCGAAGAUUCCUGGCGCUCCGCGCAUGAUCUUUAUGCACAUAUUGGUGACAAACCUGAAGAUGUGCUUAGUUUUGCUAGCGGGAAAGCUCUACUGCAAACGCUGACAACUAAGAUAAAGUCCAGUACUCUUGAAAAGGUACAGGGUGCUUCGACCCCUCAGAAUGUUGCCGCAGACGCUGUGAAGAAAUACUUUGCCGAACCGUGGAGCAUGAUUGAAGCUUUGGCGAAGGAUCAUUGGUUGAAAGCGCAGGAGACGCUGGAGGCAGCGAAGAAGGGGAAAAAGUACAAACUAGAUAGCGAAGGAUUUGGAUCAUCUGCACUGGACAAGAAAACGAAACUUAGGGUUAUGGCGGUUGCGACGAAGGCAGAGACAGCACUUCCGCUGCUAAGAUUUCAAUAUUGUCAUGAACUAUCAAAGGAAAUUGAGGUGUAUGAUGGUAUAUUUAGCUCUGUAUCCAUGUAUCUACCUGACCCUGCAUCGACGGCGUGGGCUGAAGUACGACAGCUGAAAGACCGAUUAGACUCUGCAAGGGCAAUGGCCAGGGACAGUAAAGCGAUUGAAAAUGUAGCUGAACUCGCAAACACGAUGCUGCAGACGUCCUUGAGUGCCCGGCGUAUUGUUGAGAAUGCGCACUUGGCUCAGCUUACAGCGGCAGUCGAAAAUGCGCUCAUUGAUCUUCAUAAUACAGCACGAAAUUGA